Zalophus californianus (California sea lion) is the source of this 2443-nucleotide messenger RNA. Its product is annotated as schwannomin-interacting protein 1. Gene Ontology annotation, cellular component: cell junction; plasma membrane. Bases 16 to 1851 code for a protein of 611 amino acids. The record is from RefSeq and is a predicted model, not a curated record. Lineage: Eukaryota; Metazoa; Chordata; Mammalia; Carnivora; Otariidae. Gene Ontology annotation, biological process: positive regulation of hippo signaling. The transcript has 12 exons.
AGGAUAAAUCAAGGCAUGGAAGGAAAGCCCAUGGGCUAUUUCAAAGAACUAAGACGCAUGGCCACAUCUGGGGAAAGCUGUGAAAUGUGCUCAUCUGUGGGACCAAGAGGGAAACAGGAUUUGGUGAACACCUGCAAUGCCUCUGCCUCCAGAAUGAAUGCUAUCCUGAAGGAAGAAAUGAAAAGAUUGCAGAAUCCUUUAGAACAAGUUAAUGAUGGAAAAUAUUUACUUGAAAAUCACCAGAUGGCCAUGGAUAUGGAGAAUAAUAUUGAAAAAUAUCACCUCAAUCUACAGCCCCUGGAAUCAAAGGUGAAAAUCAUUCAGAGAGCCUGGCGUGAGUACCUGCAGAGGCAGGACCCCCUGGAGAAGAGGAGCCCGUCCCCACCCUCUGUGUCCUCGGAGAAGCUGAGCAGCUCUGUCAGCAUGAACACCUUCUCAGACAGCAGCACACCCGAUUACCGAGAGGAUGGGAUGGAUCUAGGCAGUGACGCCGGCAGCAGCAGCAGCAGCAGCCGCGCCAGUUCUCAGUCCAACUCCACCAAAGUGACCCCUUGCUCCGAGUGCAAAUCCUCGUCGUCGCCGGGGGGCAGCCUGGACUUGGUGUCUGCCCUGGAAGACUAUGAGGAGCCCUUCCCGGUCUACCAAAAGAAGGUGAUUGAUGAGUGGGCGCCGGAGGAGGACGGAGAGGAGGAGGAAGAGGAAGACGAGCGCGACGAGCGGGGGUACCGGGAUGAUCGCUGUCCGGCCCGGGAGCCGGGGGACGUGAGCGCCAGGACCCGCGGCGGCGGGCGCAAGGGCGCCACCACUGUCAUGCCGCCUCCUGUGCCCAACGGCAACCUCCACCCGCACGACCCCCAGGACCUCAGGCACAAUGGCAACGUGGUGGUGGUGGCCGGCCGGCCCAGCGGUUCUCGGGGCCCCCGCCGGGCGGUCCAGAAGCCCCAGCCGGCGCGGGGCCGACGCGGCGGCCGGGGCCCGGCGGCUGGGGUCCUCUGCCUUCAGCCCACCGACGGCGGGACGUGCGUCCCGGAGGAGCCCCCGGUGCCCCCUAUGGACUGGGAGGCACUGGAGAAGCAUCUGGCUGGACUGCAGUUCCGGGAGCAGGAGGUGCGGAACCAGGGCCAAGCGAGGACCAACUCCACCUCCGCACAGAAAAAUGAGAGAGAAUCUAUCCGACAGAAGUUGGCACUUGGAAGUUUCUUUGAUGAUGGCCCAGGAAUUUAUACCAGCUGUAGCAAAAGUGGGAAGCCAAGCCUUUCCUCUCGGCUGCAGAGUGGGAUGAACCUGCAGAUAUGCUUCGUCAACGACAGCGGCAGUGAUAAGGACAGCGAUGCUGAUGACAGUAAGACUGAAACCAGCUUGGACACCCCCUUGUCUCCCAUGAGCAAACAGAGUUCUUCCUAUUCUGAUAGAGACACUACUGAAGAGGAAUCCGAAUCCCUGGAUGACAUGGAUUUCCUCACAAGGCAAAAGAAAUUGCAAGCCGAAGCCAAAAUGGCCCUCGCCAUGGCCAAACCAAUGGCCAAAAUGCAAGUAGAAGUGGAAAAACAGAACAGGAAAAAGUCUCCCGUCGCUGAUCUCCUACCACACAUGCCUCAUAUAAGCGAAUGCCUGAUGAAAAGAAGUUUAAAGCCCACCGACCUGCGGGACAUGACUCUUGGGCAGCUACAAGUGAUAGUCAAUGAUCUCCACUCCCAGAUAGAAAGCUUGAAUGAAGAGCUGGUCCAGCUGCUCCUCAUCCGAGACGAGCUGCACACAGAGCAAGACGCCAUGCUGGUGGACAUCGAGGACUUGACCAGACAUGCGGAAAGUCAGCAGAAACACAUGGCAGAGAAAAUGCCUGCCAAGUAAAAGAAGCCAUCCGACCGAGAGGACAAGCUAGAAUUUCUUUUGCUUCCGUGGUUGUAAAAAUGCUGUUUCUAAAGGUGGCGCAGAAACAAAUGAAUAUCAGUGUUAGCCAUUGAUAAUGUCUGAAGCUUAACGUCCAGUGACUGGCCUUUGCUUCUUAAUUUAUUUUAAUUUUUUUACUGUGCCACUAAAUGUCAGGCAUUUUAAUAAAAUAUUGUUACAAAAAAUGUACAGUACUGACACCAUCACAAGUCAUGGUUCUCAAAGAGGGUAGUUUUGACUUUAUUUUUAUUUGUUUAGAGAUUUGAAGUUGGAGCAGUAUUUUACCACUGACUACUUUCAUUCUUCACUGUAGUUUUAAAGAAGACCUGUAAAUGAUGGUGCUAUCUAUACAAGUCAGAAAUACAUGCCUGCCUCGUAGUGAAGUUGUAGCUCUCCGUAAUACGUACAUUUUAAUCAGUUUUCAACAUUUUGUGAAUGUUGACUACCUGAAGUUCAUUUUUAGAUGUGCUAUUAACAUUCUGUUGGAUUCAGAGGGUUCCUUGAAAGUUUUAUGUAUAAAUAUGUAAAAUAAAAAUUAAAACUUUGUUUCAUA